Molecule: messenger RNA, 3069 nt
Organism: Echinostoma caproni
Lineage: Eukaryota; Metazoa; Platyhelminthes; Trematoda; Plagiorchiida; Echinostomatidae
Source: the annotation of a GenBank genome assembly
AUGACAGCACAGACGACUUCGAAUCCCGAGGAUUUGGUAACAUCUAUGGCUGGUUUGAGUUUUGAAGAGACUCGAAUGUUGUGGAGCAAUGGGAGCAUCCUGCCUACUUCCCAAGAUGCUCCGGCAAUCAAAUCUCUGUCGCUUAAUCCAUUGCCUUGGGAACUGCCGCACGCCACCUCACAAUCCAUCCCGAUGGGUCCAAAUAAUAGAGAACAAUCCACUGGUAAUAAUUUCUCGGAAUCUGGUAUGGUUGAAGGUGGACUUUUGAUGUCUCCUGGAUCGAAAGAUAUGGCAGCACUAGGGAUGCAAAUGGUAGAUCAGGUACUCAGUAAUUCUCCCGGCAAUGGAGCUCUCUUUUUACGGGAUUUGACGGAAAAUUACAUGGGUUCUUUCCAUGCAGCUUCUGCUGCUUCAGCCUUGACUUAUCCCAAUGCGCCUACUUCUGCCUUUCAAUUUGAGCCUGAAAGUCGUUCCAACGAACCAGAACUAUACAGUGGUACUGCCUUACCACAGUCAGUAGGCUGCUCUGUCUCAAACUGUUUCAAUCCAUCACAGUUCUAUAUGCGUCCAGGUUCUGGUACACCACGACCUGUAGUUCCGUCUUUGCAGAUGUCCUACUCCAUGAUGCCGAAUAGAUCGUGUGAUGGUGUGCAGUAUAAUAACAUGAAUGGAGCCGAAGCUAUCGGCUCAGAACCACUUGAAGGCUGUGUUCCACCGGAUACGCUUCUCACACAUAUCAUCCGAGCCCAAUCGGGAAAUGAGACUCCGGUUUCUAAUAUCGUGUCGUCGUCCACGACUGGGUAUCCAAUGAAUAACGUGCCUAGUUCUCAAAAUGGUAUGGCCGAUCCACAAAGACCAGCAAGCCAACCUGAACCGGGUCAUACUUUUCCUAUGUUUGCCCCACCGGAUCACUUGUCUCGUAUGGAUUCCACUGGAAAAAUAAACUACGGCCCAAUACAAGGACUCGGUAGUCAGUUGUGCCAGUUUCAAGCAAUGUUUCCAAACACACAAGCCAACUUGGGUAAUUCCUCGGCUCCAGAAGUUGCGGUGUAUCACAAAAUGAACGCACAUCAGUCGGGUGGCGUUGUGGGAACCGCAACCGAGGCGGAAGGAAUUUUUCCUGGUACUGCGAUACCUUCCGUUUUCGGGCAACCUACUGAAAUGACCGCUCCAAAUGGAUGUACCGGGUACUCCUCCACACCGUUGGAAUAUUUAUCUGGUGGUCCAUAUACCGAUCCAAAUACCGGUCGUCUGUCAGAACAGCAACAUAUAAGUGAACAAGCGAACAGCGCGUUAUCUAUUUCAUCGCAGUUUGGACCACCAACAUACGGAGCGUCGGUUGGUGUACCAAAGUAUCAACCAACUCCACUUUACCAGCGCGGGCCCUCACCUGCUCCAGGCGGAUCAGAUGUCCCUGGGAGUGCGUGCGGUGUUGCAGCGGGGGGCUACGCACAUCAGAUUUAUGGUCAACAUACAGUGGAUUCGUUAGGUGGGGCGCCAGUAGGCAGCUCUGCAAUCGGGCAGCACUAUUUAGGGGGAUCCUUAGGAAACCAACCUACAGGGCCGGCAGUUUUCUCACAACUUCCAUCGGGAGGCUUAUAUCAGUCUUUAGUACCACCAGGGGAGCAAGCAACCCAAUUCACCCAACAAACAACAGCACCUGAACAGCAGCAGCAGCAGCAACAACAACAACAACAACAGUCGGCAGCUUUGUUCGCACAUACCUUCCAGCUUCUAACUGCAGCAGCUGCUGCUCGCAAUCUCGGUACGGGAGUUUGUGACCCACGGAUUUCCGGUCCAGGCCCUCAAAACACCAAUCCUCCCAUGGGGACUCCCGCAGUCGAGAACGUUGCUACCGGCGCUACCCCAUCUGCUCUGAACCCAUCCAUCCAAUUCCCCCAGUCUAUGCUUCCAACCCACCUACAGGCUUACUCCACACAGUCGUUUUUACCGCCCAGUGCACCUCCUGUCGAAAGUCCGCUGCCACGUGGUCCUGCAGGUACUCCAAUAAAUUCCCUCGACGGUCGAUCUCAGUGCACUGGAUUACCUGGGACAACCAGCUGUGGCGUUGGGACUGGACCACCGCCAGUUUCUUCACCACUCAUGUACCCUGCGUUGCAACCCCCAGGCAUGUAUCCAGCAAACGAUUUGAUUGCAAAUACCGAUUUCCAGCAGUUGAGCAUGAAUUUCGGGGCGCAAAAUACAACAAACCCGAUCGCCAAUAGGGUGUUUCCUCAUUCCACCAUUCAUCCAUCAGCUCAACCCCCAGCCGGCACGGGAGCUGCGGUAAACCGAAUGCCCUUCAUUCCAAUUGGUACGGUGGAAACACAAUCCCCACCACCAAGGCCAUCUGCUACUUUUGCUAGUCUACGAAAUGCAAUCGUCCCGACUAACUUCCGUGCUCAGGGUCCAUCUUCCAACAUGUAUGCCUCGCGCCGCGGUACAAGCAGUGGGGGCGGUGCCCCGAAUUCCUCCACCUCGUCAUCUGUGCCAAAUCCCCGCUUUUCUCAUCGUGCUCCUCCACCGAACACUUUUUCACAACAGCUCAGUUUACCAUUCAUGCCUCCACCUCUUCCACCUUAUCAUGCUCGACAUCCUUUACACCAACCACCUCCCGUUCUUCCACCACCAGGCUUCUUGCCCCCGUCCACACUUGCACAGCGACCUGAAGUAACAAAUUCUGUGAACAAUUCUUUCUUCAACGCUGGUCGUUCUAGCUACGCGGAGGUUGUUGGCGGCAAGUUUUCUAAGGAGCACCAUCCCACAACACUUACCCAUCCCGUGAAUCCAGCAGUGGCGGCCGCUUUGGCUCUCGCUGCUGCACAACAGCCUAAUGGCGUGGCUGCGGGCUUUGGUGUCCGCCAGCCGGCAACAUCUCAUCCACAUUUUCAACAACCGUACUAUAAUCUACCCAUAGCAUCAGGUCCCAACACAGGAUAUCACACCGGUCCGACUACAAAUUCCUAUCCUCAGUCAAAUCCAUCACAAAUGAACCCUUAUGUUCAUACAGGUCACUCGAAUCCUAUGGUGCCUUUAGAGAGGAGCCGAUUACUCGAAGAAUUCCGGUAG